Molecule: messenger RNA, 888 nt
Organism: Rotaria sp. Silwood1
Lineage: Eukaryota; Metazoa; Rotifera; Eurotatoria; Philodinida; Philodinidae
Source: the annotation of a GenBank genome assembly
AUGGCAAAUAUACAUGAAAACGUCCAGAAUUAUUAUGGUGUAGAACUACAAAAAUCAACUGAUUCAAAAACAGAUGUUUGUUGUUCAAAGGCUGAUGUACCUUCUUUUAUCAAAGAUAUUCUAAAAAAGAUUCAUCCAGAGGUUGUAGCAAAAUAUUAUGGAUGUGGUUUAGUCUUCCCACCAAAACUUGAAGGUUGUCGUGUAUUAGAUCUUGGAUCUGGAGCAGGUCGUGAUGUUUAUAUUUUAUCAAGUCUUGUUGGAGCUCAAGGAUAUGUUGUUGGUGUUGAUAUGACUAAAGAACAACUUGAUGUUGCUAAUCGUUUUAUUGAUUAUCAUACAAAAGCAUUUGGUUUUGAAAAAGCCAAUGUUGAAUUUCGUUUGGGUAAAAUUGAACAGCUUACUGAUGAUUCUGGAAUGAAAACUAAUUCAUUUGAUGUUAUUGUAUCAAAUUGUGUUGUUAAUUUAACUCCUGAUAAGAAGAAAGUUUUACAACAAGUAUAUGAAAUGUUAAAACCUGGAGGUGAAUUUUACUUCAGUGAUAUGUAUGCUGAUCGACCGAUUCCGAAAGAAUUACAUAGCAAUAAAAUUCUUUGGGAUGAAGAUUCUACCAUAUUUGAUAAUAAAUAUGGUGCUUUGGUAACUUAUGUAACACCAAUGACUUAUUGUGAAAAUGAAUUUCAAUUCGAUCAAUCAAUUACAUUAAAACUUCAUGAUCAACCUCAAUAUUUUAAUGCUGAAUUGAUCAACAUGUUGCGCAUAUCGAGAUAUAGUGAUAAUUUUAAAAUUGAUCCAAUUAUUAAUGAAAAGGAAAUACCAGAUUUAACUAAUCAAAGGUCAGUCAAUGAAGUGUCAAAUGGCCAACUAUCAUCCAAUAGUUCUUCUCUAUAA